Molecule: messenger RNA, 2318 nt
Organism: Panonychus citri (citrus red mite)
Lineage: Eukaryota; Metazoa; Arthropoda; Arachnida; Trombidiformes; Tetranychidae
Product: ABC transporter A family member 4-like
Exons: 1
Coding region: 167-1993 (608 amino acids)
Biological process (GO): transmembrane transport; lipid transport
Cellular component (GO): intracellular membrane-bounded organelle; membrane
Molecular function (GO): lipid carrier activity; ABC-type transporter activity; ATP hydrolysis activity
Source: RefSeq, a predicted model, not a curated record
UGAUUAAUUAUUCUAUUGGAUUAAUCUGAUCAAUCAAACCAAUAGUAAAUGAAUAUAAAUGCAUGUUUACUUUCAUGUUGAAUUUCAAUAAGUUAUUUCAUUUGGUUGAUUUGAAAAGUUAAUAGUUUAUUGUUAUCAAUUUUAGUCUUACGAGUGUCUCUUCAAAAUGAGAUUGUUGCAUUGGGAACAAUUUAAAUGUAUGUACAAAAAAGAUUGGACUAUUCGACGGCGACUUUAUACUCUCACCUUUUGGGAACUAAUCUUCCCGAUCGUUAUGGUUUUGGUUCAACUUUACCUUUUUCCCGAUCUUGAUCAAUCCCCAGAACCUUUCGGUGAAUCUUCAGUUAUAAUUGCAUCAAACGAUCGUUACUAUUUUCAUACGUUCUACUGUUAUAUCGUUGGAAAAACAAUUUUCUAUGCAUUACCUGAUGGAUCUACACCCGAUUUCCUUGGAUUGUCGAAGGAAAAAUGUGGAGCUGAAACAGUUCGCUUAGCUGAAGAUAAAGAAGUGAUCAAAGCUUGGGGAGAUCGAAUUGAGUCUGAACAUUUAUCAGUAGACAAUGGUCUUUUUUUCCACGAACUUGAUCCAGUUUUGGGUCGCGCCAAUUACUCACUCGGUGGCAACUCUUUCUAUUAUCCUGGUCCAUGGACUGAUCGACGAUAUAUACCAUUUUUAGAAUAUAUCGACGCACAGUCGGUAAUCAAUGAAUUGUUAGCCUUUUAUCCCAAUUACGCAAAGUUCAGAGAAUCAGAUUUCUAUUACGAUUUCACCGAUAAACUAUUUCAAGAAGGUAAUCCUAAAUCAGGUCACAUAAGAAUGAAUACCAAAUCGGAUGAGAAAACGGAACCAAUUUCACUAGUUAAAGCUACUGAUUUCUAUUUAUCUUACAUAUUCAUUGAGAUUGGUUUUAUUUAUCUAUCAAUUGUAAUGACCAAAACUCUACUUCGAGAAAAAGUGACCAAGUCAAAGGAUUUACUACGAAUUAUUGGUCUAAGUGAUAUCGUUUAUUGGGUCUCACAUUUUGUCGAUUAUUUCACUCUAAGUGUCUUCCAUGGGUCGGUAAUAACUUUUAUAUAUUCUGUAUCUAGUGAGACCCCAUUCCCUGGUUGGAAUGCUGGUAUUUUCUGGUUCAAUUAUCUAACCGAUAGUGUCACCAAUAUCUUAUUUACCUUUACCUUUACAACGAUACUUUCUCGACCUGUUGCUGGUGUUUUUAUCGUUCUUGUUGGUCAAGUAGUUUCAUCUAAUAUCCCUUUUGCUGCGAAAACAUCGUCAGUACUUCCUAAAGUACUCUCUUGCUUACUUCCAUGUGGUCAGUUACAUUUUUCGCUCUAUGAUAUGUUUUACUUUGGUCAAGUUGAAGGACAAUUGUCUUUCUCGCACCUCUUCAAGUACACUGGUGUUGCUGAUACAGUUAGUUUUAGUACCAUUUAUCUUGUUACCAUUUUCUCUUGGAUAUUGUACAUUGGACUCAUCUAUUAUCUAGACUCAGUUUGGCCUUGGCAAAUUGGUUCACCUAAGCCAUGGCAUUUUCCUAUCUCAGAAUUUUUAACAAGAAAAGGGGAAAAUAGAUCAAUCAAUAGAUCAGCGCUUGGUAUGAGUGAAUUACAAAGCGGUGCUAAUCGAAACCAGGAUAUUGGUAAUAAUAAUGAACCAGUAAUGGGAAAUCUGAGACCAAGUAUUCGUUGUAACGACUUGUACAAAUCGUUUGGGCCAACAGGUUCGAAAGAGUUCGCAGUUAAUGGUCUCAAUGUUAAUAUUCUCAAGGGUCAAAUAACUGUACUUUUGGGUCCCAAUGGUGCUGGAAAAACGACCACAAUGUCCAUGAUCACUGGAAUAUUAAAACCUUCAUCUGGUAGUAUUUAUGUAAAUGAUAUUGAUGUUCAUACGAACACGUUAGCUGCUCGUCAGAGUCUCGCUUUGUGUCCUCAAAAUGAUUUACUAUUCGAAGAUCUUACUGUUCGAGAAAAUUUAGAAGUAGUAGGUAUGUAGCAUAACGUGAAAGAGGAGGAGUCUGUGAAUGAAAAAAUAAAAUUAUAUGGCCAAGACUAAAUUUUAAAAGAGUCAUAAACUGGCGUAGCCUCAGGCAGUUUUGUCCAUUAACGUUCGGAAAUGCAAUAAUUGAUAAUAAAAUAAAGUGAAUCAAUAUAACUAAUAGCUGAUUGCUAAGAUCACUCAAACAAAUCAACGUUAAUGUUAAAUACAAGAAAAUGUUAUGGAUUGAUUGUUUCAAUUUAUUACUAAAGUCACUUAAACAUUUUAACGCUAACAUAACAGGAAAAAGUUUUAAACAAUUGAUACGAUUUAUUAGUUAAAG